Electrophorus electricus (electric eel) is the source of this 5211-nucleotide messenger RNA. It is a transcript of the gene palm1a, whose product is annotated as paralemmin 1a. The record is from RefSeq and is a predicted model, not a curated record. Gene Ontology annotation, biological process: regulation of cell shape. Gene Ontology annotation, cellular component: membrane. NCBI's taxonomy places the organism in Eukaryota, Metazoa, Chordata, Actinopteri, Gymnotiformes, Gymnotidae.
AUGUUGCUGCGCAUGUUUGCACUGGUGCUUGUCUAGUGCGGUUUAGCUUUCGCAACAAAUGUCAUAAAGUAUGAUAUGCUAGGUUAGUUAUACAAUUAAUUAUCUUGAAGUUAAUGCAAUUAUUUUAAUGCAUGAAAAUACACCUGGAUAAAAUGUAGGGAAUAUGUCGGAGCGGACGCACACACUAAAUCACAGUGUUUUAACGACUGCGUGUGCCUGUUUAAGUAGGCUGUGGCUUUAUGACUGAAGUCGAUAAAGGUUCGAGGUAAAUGUCUCGAAGUGUUGCGCCCGAAGACGUUUUCCUUGGUUCCACAAACUGUUAUACGUCCAUAAGGGGGCGUCGAGAGCUUUGCCUUUUAUCACCUGGGGCGGAUGAAAUCCACUGAAAUGCAUCGAAACUGAAGUCCAGACACCCUUGCCGGACAAAAAGGGACAGGACACUGUCGAUGAGGGGGAUGAAGAGACCUGUACUUCAUGAGCUGCACUGAAUAGUCUUCCGACUUGAUCAAACUACCGUAUCAGUAGCGUUGAGAGGCGCUCCCUACGCUAGCAGCAGACAGAAGAGAGGGGCGCCACCAAAUUUGCCCUGGUCACCCAGAGGGAGAGGGUACCGACUGUAAUUGGUGCUUUCGCUCCUCUGAUAAGAAAUUCAGAAGAACACGGCAGAAAAGCUACAUUUACGCUCGGAAAACAGUUCGGAAAAAAUAAAGACACUGCAGAGAUGUCUGAAGCAUUGGCACAGCAGGAGCGACUCCAGGCUAUAGCAGAGAAGAGAAAGAGACAAGCAGAGAUAGAGAACAAACGGCGGCAGCUGGAGGACGAGCGCAGGCAGUUGCAGCAUCUUAAGUCAAAGGCAUUAAGGGAGAGAUGGCUGCUAGAUGGCGCGCCCUCUGCUGGCUCGGAGGAAGAUGAAGCAAAGAAACAACUUCAAGAGGAUGAGGCCAAGACAAAAGGACUUGAGGAAGCUAUUCUGAGACUGGAGCAGGAACUGGAGGAGUUGGAGACAGGUGUGUCCACAACAUCCACCAAAGAAAGCCUGUCAGAUGCUGCCCAGCAAGACGAAACCAAUGUCACAGACAACAAAGUUUUGGUAGACACUGUACGAGAGGUCAGAGAGAUCAAAGUUCACGUCAGCCCUCGUCUGGAGAAAUCCAGAGGUGACUGUGACAUGUUGAGAGCAGCGAUGUACUCCGUAGAGAUCACUGUGGAGAAGGACCUGGCCACGGGCAUGACCAAAGUCCUGUCCACCAGCACCCUGCUCCCCAAAGACCUCUCUCAACAUGGGGUCAAAGUGUAUGAGGAUGAACAGAAAGUGGUGCAUGAGGUACGCACUGUGGACGGGACUGUGGCCAAUGGUGUCCACCAGCUGAGCUCUUCUGAGGUGGAAGAGCUCAUUCACAAGGCUGACGAGGUCACCAUGAAAGAGGAUGGCACGCCCGCACAGGAGGUGGAGAAAGUCUCAAAGUCAGAGAAGCCCGAGGUCACCCCAGCUCUGGCGGCUGUCCCUGCCCCUGUCGAGAUCACGGGUGUGGAGGCCAAACCUGCUGUGGCUGCCCCACCCACGGAGGUGGGCACCGCUAGUGCGGAGAACCCCGUCACCAUGGUGUUCAUGGGCUACCAGAACGUGGAGGAUGAGGAUGAAACGAAGAAGGUUCUUGGGAUGGAGAGCACCACUGUGACGGCUGAGCUCGUGGUCAUUGAAGAUGGAGAAAACAAGGCCACAGCCAGCAAUGCACAGGAGGAGCAGGCACCCCCGAAUGGAGGCCCCGCCGAGCCAGCCAAGGCCCAGGAGGUAGCAGCAGAUGCAAGCCUGCCUGAGGUAGCCUCUGCUGACAUCAGCGUCAAAGAGAAGCAGCCCUGUAAGUGCUGCACCAUCAUGUGAACGCAGGAACACUGUCCCACAGGGACCCUUCUUCCCAACGGUGUGCCGUGACACCAUGCAAGCAAAACAACACCAACGCAAACAGAGAGGAGCAACGUCUUGUACCUUUUGAUAGAAAGCUAUUGUUUUCCUACUUCAUUUGUACCUGUUUCAGAAUUUACUUUUUUAUUUGAGUUUUUUCCUUUGCAUUCUUCAGCCUCCAGUGCUUCUUUUUUGCUUUGAUUUUGUUGUGGCAGGCAAAUGCUCUCUAGUGGCACCUGUUAACCACACCUUCCAGAAACAGGUUUGCAGGUUUAAUUGUUGCUCUGUUGCUUUACGUUACCAAGCAUCGGUCAACACCCCCCUUCCUCUUUUCCAGCUUUCACCUCUUACACAAAUUCAUGAGUUUUGUAGUCUUACCUUUCUAUAUGAAGGACUCAGAUAUCUCUGUAAGCAUAUAAUAUAUAUGAAUCAUUUAUUUUUAAUAUAUAUUUAUUUUAUGUUGGAUUCUCAAGCUCCUUGUUUUGCAGAAGCAUGGCGUGUGAGUUGCUCUCUGGUUCUGCUAAUGCAUUUCAUCUUUCUCCAAAGUGGACAACACUAGGAGGGGAAAGAACAGUCCUCCCAGAGUGCAACAUUACGACUGAUCAAACUGUGAGCAAAAACAUAUUCUUGCUAUUCUGCAAGAAGCACUAAAGUUAAUAUGGGAUUUCAGAAACACAUGCUACACUUAAAUACUAGGCCACAUGUUAUUGGAUAUCAGUGGUGAGCAAGCCUAGCCAUGUAUUGAUUUCAAGUGGCGUGCGUGCGUGUGUGUGUGUGUGUACAUGUGCACUUUUGCACCAGCAUUUGUGAUGGUGCUGUCAUUUGAAUUCUCUGUCUCACACAUUGGCAUAAAAACACACAUGCUGUGUGGAAUUACAGAACAAGCCUCUUAUCAGGACCAUGUGUUUUGUUACACUCACACAUAUACAUACACAUACACUCACACACUCACAUAUACACUUACAUAUACACUCACACACACACACACACACACACACACACACACACACACACACACACACACACACACACACACACACUCACAUGCUUGCUCUGUUCCCUCACUAUGGUCAAUUCUGCAUUCUUUUGUUUUACAUUCGUAUGAGUCUAUUUGGGAGUGGCCCUCUUUAUUCUGAGAAUUAUUCGUGGAGUGUCACUAAUUUUAAAGAGAGGGGUCUUUCAUAUUGAAAAAUCAGAAUGAGUACAUGAUUUGAUUCUCUCCCUGUGAGCCUUACUUUCUUUGUGUUCAGUAUUCAUGCUCAAUCAGUGUCCACUGCUUUUUGAUGUUACCUGAAGUCCAGUUAAAUCCCAGGCCUUUUCGAAUGAAUGGCUGAUAAAAUAACUGCUUUUGUAAUGUGUGGGGCACUGAUGUGAGUAGCUCAACAGCCUUGAUCUUUCUCGGAGGUAGAUGGCAUUCGUGCAAGCAGCAGGACUCUGCGAUUAGUCCAAGGGGUCAUGUGGGAUGGGGGGGGUCAUGUAGGACGAUGUGGGGGUCAUGUAGGAUGGGAGCCAACUUACACUGCCUCUGCUCUCACAACCCAGGGACAAAGGACCACAGAGAAAUGACCGGUUUGCUAGAGCCAGACCUAUACAAAGUCCAGUCAGCCUGUUCAGCAGUUAUUGCUUGUGAAUGAUGCUUGUGACUGUAAACUAAGAAACUGCUGAGGUUUUCAGGCACCACGUACCCACGCACCCCUCAGAGCCCAGUCACACAGCAUAGAGCCCCACUAUCGAACGGCAUGGAAGCUGAAAAUAAAUGUAGUGGCACAGAAUGAUAAUUGGCAAUUCAACCAGUUUAACCAGAUCCGAAAGAUGCCUAUCACAGUGUAAAAAAUAUCAGCAUGCCAAAGCUUUUUUUUUUAAUUCUUUUUUUUUUCUCCCUUUAUUGGUCAUUACCUUUCAUCAGCUGGUGUUAAUGGCAUAUUGCUUGUUGAUAUUAAUGGAAGACGUGAUCGUCCUGUCUGUAUGUAAUACCUGUUCAUGUAUUAUGAGGAUUGAUUUCAUUAAGGAUACUUGUGGUGCUAAUUUAUCCAAACUGUCAUGCAACAGGUUCUUUUCUAAAAUGCAUUCUUUGCAGCUAGCCAUUCCUCCUUGUAGCGUCAAGAGUGUAUGUCCCCUGAGCAUCAUGCCUGCUUUCCGAAAUUUAGCACGUGUGCUAAUAACAAAAGCUAACCUUUCUCUCUUUUUUUGGCUAAUUUACUUUUACUUUUUAAUUUUUAUUCAUUUAUUCUUUGUAAAGACACAUACAUUAACCUGUUUUUAUUAAGAAGUAUGAUAUUGCCUUAUGCGUUUUCAUUGGCACUACCACACUAGUUUGGAGGUAUUUGUUUAGGACCGAUUCGUAAUGCACGGGUGUGUUGGUGUGGGCACGUGUGCGUUCCUUGCAUAAUGGCAGUAAUGAUGUCUACAUAGCUGCACUUACUCUGGUAAGAUUUCCGUGGGAAAUCUUUGGCACGUGCCUUGACACUACUACAGUUCUGACUGCGAGCCAAAGGUGGACAGAACUCAUGGAAACAGACACACCUGUGUGUCCAUAUGAACCGCAAGACAUCCCAUCUGCAAAGACAUCCCAUCCCAUCCACAAAGCCGUGCGGUGCGGCGUCAGUGAACCUUUCUAGUCUGCACAGAAGUCCUGAUCUUGGAGCAGCUCCCUCAACCUUCACCAAUAUGGCAGACGAGCAAAAGCUGACUCUGGAGCAGCUAUUAGGGGCUUCCUUUACCAUCGCCCAGACUCACACGGCAUUGUGAGCUUUACAUUUACCUCAGACCCCUUAUCUUUUGCUCUGCAGCGCACCCUAGUGUUCAUCAGUACUAACAUUCCAGUUCCAAUGUGUUUCACAGCCCUGAAUGCCUUGUUGCCGGGCCAACUGGACCGGCAUCUCUCUUUGUAAACAUGCAUGCUUUUUAUAGGUAUAUCCAUAUAUCUACAUAUCCAUGUCCGUGUUCAGUAAUGUGUCCCUCUCCCUGUAUCAGAAGUCUUCCCUAUCCUCCAUAAUGUCAGUGAGCUAGAUGUUUCAAUCAUAGUGACUAGGAGCGUGGUAGCCGAAGGAGCGGACUUCCUGCUAGUGUCAAUGAGAUCACUUCCUCUGCUGGAGUGAGGCUCUUGGCUGCUUUGACACCCUGUAUCUUCCUGGAAGGAUGAACGUCUCCUAGUCCCUGUUGUGGGAAUGAGCGUGUGUGUUCCCACUGUCAGAGCUCUGUGCUCUGACAGUUUGGGGAAAAUCGGCUUUCUUACUGAAUUGAAAGUGCUGUAGAAUGGGUUUGAAACAAGAUAUUAAAUUGUGACUGUGCUUAAAGGAAACCAACAA